Molecule: messenger RNA, 1455 nt
Organism: Aspergillus versicolor CBS 583.65
Lineage: Eukaryota; Fungi; Ascomycota; Eurotiomycetes; Eurotiales; Aspergillaceae
Product: amine oxidase, flavin-containing superfamily
Exons: 1
Coding region: 1-1455 (484 amino acids)
Molecular function (GO): oxidoreductase activity
Source: RefSeq, a predicted model, not a curated record
AUGCGCUUCUCAACUGAGCUAGCAAGACUUGCGACUUUCGCUACUGUAUGGCUAGGAAUAGUCGGUGCUUCGCCUAGCCAUUACGCCAAACCUGAUUCCGAUGAUACUGCCUGGGACGGAACCCUAGAGAAUAUCAUCACUCGCGAUGUCUGCGUGAUUGGCGGCGGUGCUUCAGGCACAUACGCAGCCAUCCGCCUACGCGAGCUAGGUCAGAGCGUUGCUCUCAUCGAGAAAGAGGACCAUCUGGGCGGGCAUACAAGAACAUAUCACGACCCAGAAACAGGAACGCCGAUUGACUACGGAGUCUGGGUGUACGAGAACAACACCGAGGCAACGAACUUCUUCGCGCACUUCAACGUCUCCCUCACAGUCCAGGAUUUCACACGGGUCUCCGAGGGGAGUCAAAGAUAUGAUCUGCGUACGGGGGAGCCUGUUGCACCGCCUGCUGGGAAUAUCACGGAUGCGAUUCUGCGUUAUACUGAGCAGUUGUUGAAGUAUCCUUACCUUGCGGAGGGAUGGGACCUUCCUGACCCUGUCCCAGAAGACCUUCUACUGUCGUUCCGUGACUUUGUCGCGAAGUAUGAUCUCGCCGCGGCCGUGGAAGUAAUCACGCUUUACGUGCAGGGUCUGAAUAGAAACAUCCUAGACUAUCCCAUGGUUUAUAUCAUGAAGUAUUUUAGUCUGGGUGUGCUCCAGGGCAUACAGAAAGGCUUCUCAACAACCGAAACUCAUGACAAUCAAGCGCUAUACGCAGCCGCACAGGCAGAGCUUGGAGAGGACGUCCUUCUAAGCAGCACAGCUAUCAGCAUACGGCGAGAGGUUGUCGAUCCUGAGACUGGUUCCGAGGAGCAGCAUCACAUCCUUGUCCGCACUCCAACCGGCGUGACCCUCAUCAAGGCAAACAAGCUUCUCGUGACGAUCCCACCUAUCCUCUCAAAUCUAGAGCCAUUCGACCUGGACGACCGUGAAAGAAGCAUAUUUGCCCAGUUCCAACACAGCUUCUACUACACCACAGUCCUAACUCUCUCGGGCAUCCCCAGCGACGUCCAGAUCCUCAACCGCGGCAAUGAUACGGAAUACAACAUCCCUGUUCUCCCUGGUGCAUACGUCUUCUCCCCCUCUUCUCUCCCGGGAACCUUCAUGGGGUUCUUUGGAGGCGGCGACCAAAACCUAAGAGAGGAAGAAGUAAGGGGGAUAGUCCAGGAUAAUGCGCUGUCACUACGGAACGCCGGAUAUGAUUUAGAGACUCCCGAUAUAUUGGCUUAUGCAAACCAUAGCCCGUUCGAGCUGUUUGUGUUUGCCGAGGAAAUUGGCAAUGGCUUCUAUCGGGAUUUGUACUCCUUGCAGGGCUAUCGGGGGACGUGGUAUUCGGGGGCUGCAUUUCAUGCUCAUUCUUCCGCGGCGCUGUGGAAGUUUACAGAGAGUGUUCUGGUUGACAAGGUUUUGAGUGAUUGA